GCCCGCUUUGUCGUCUCCUUCGUCUCCGUCCACCCCCGUCGUUCCUUUGCGUUUGACUCCACGCCUUCACUCUCGUGCGCUCCUCUUAUCCUUAGCAUCUCUCUCUCUCUCUCUCUCUCUGUUAUAUCUUCGACCUGCUUUUGUCUUGAGACUCUCGACCGUUUUUUAGUGCUGUUAUUUCUCCAUUUCCUUCGUGCUUAAGCGAGAUCUGGGUUGGGGUUUUGUUUGCUCUGGAGCGCGAUGGGUAGUAAAGGUCGAAUCUUUGAGAGGUUCUCUUCUGGUUUCUAGGGUUGUUUGUAUUUGAUUCUUUGAGUUUUUGUGUGAUGGCUGGAGGUAACGAAAUCACCGUCAAUGAGGCCAAGAUGGUGGUUCCGCUGAACACAUGGAUUCUCAUCUCCAAUUUCAAGGUGGCCUACAAUCUCCUCCGCCGACCGGACGGUACGUUCAACCGCCACCUGGCGGAGUUCCUCGACCGGAAAGUCACUGCGAACACAACCCCCGUCGAUGGAGUGUUCUCUUUCGAUGUCAUAGUGGACCGCGCAACUAGCCUCCUCAGCCGAAUAUACCGGCCAGCCCCGGCCGAUGAAGCUCAAACUCAGGCGGGUGUCAUGGAGCUUGAGCGGCCCCUGAGUACAGAGGUCGUCCCCGUCAUAAUUUUCUUCCACGGAGGUAGCUUCGCACACUCGUCCGCCAACAGUGCCAUCUACGACACACUCUGCCGCCGGCUUGUGGGCAUCUGCAACGCCGUUGUGGUGUCCGUCAACUAUCGUCGCUCGCCGGAGAACCGGUAUCCAUGUGCUUAUGAGGAUGGGUGGGCAGCUCUCAAAUGGGUUAACUCCAGGCCUUGGCUUCAGAGCGGGAAGGAGUCCAAAGUUCACAUUUACUUGGCCGGAGACAGUUCAGGGGGCAACAUUGCUCACCACGUCGCACUGAAAGCAGGGGAAUCGGGCAUCCAAGUAAUGGGGAACAUACUACUCAAUCCGAUGUUCGGCGGGCAAGAGAGGACGGAGUCGGAGAAGAGAUUGGAUGGAAAAUACUUCGUGACAAUUCAAGACCGAGACUGGUAUUGGAGAGCUUUUCUUCCUGCAGGGGCGGAUAGAGACCACCCAGCAUGUAAUCCAUUCGGUCCCAACGGCAAGAGCCUCAAAGGGGUGGAGUUCCCGAAGAGUCUGGUGGUGGUGGCCGGUCUGGACCUUGUCCAGGAUUGGCAAUUGGCCUACGUCGAAGGGCUGAAGAAGGCUGGCCAAGAUGUGAAUCUCAUCUAUCUGGAGCAGGCUACCAUUGGCUUCUACUUGCUGCCCAACAACAACCACUUCUAUACAGUCAUGGAGGAGAUUAAACGCUUCGUGAAUUCUAACUGUUAAUACACUUCUUUACCUAUAGACAGACUGGCAGCCAAAGCCAUAGAUGACAGAAUAGAAGCUUAACAUUUCACUCGGGGGUUGUUUUUUUUUUUUUUUCUUUUUCUUCUUCUUCUUCUUCUUCUUCUUCUUCUUCUUCUUCUUCCUUUUCUUUUUCCUUCUCUCGCGUUCGGGGUGUUUGUGUAGUAAGUAAAGUAAUUCCACUUAGUGAUGCAAUGAGGUCUGUAAAGCUCAGUGGUUCAGUCGGAUCAGAACUCUUGCCACUGAACUUGUGUUAUGUGAAGCUUUUAGUAGACUACUAGUUUACUACUAACGGCGGGAGCUUGGUUUGGAAGAUCCACCAAAUUAAAAGUUUACCCCUUCUAACUUCUGGAUCACGAAGAAGGUGAUGACUGGAGUGUGGGGGUAAUGUUUGGUGGGAGCUCGACUGCUGUGGAUGUCUGGCUAAUUUUAGGGGAUAUGAGAAAAAAAAAAAGGAAAAAAGAGAGAGAGAGAGAGAGAGAGAAAUGGAUGGAGAAAGAAACAUCCACUGUACUGUGAAACAUGUAUGUUAUAGUUGUGCUGUAGAAUUAUAUGUUAUUUUGCUUACUUUCUUCUUUGUCUAGGUUUGGCUUUGCAAUGCAAUAGGCUCUGUAGUUUUUACUUGUUUCCAUUCUGUUUCUGGUUUUGGCAAAUGGCAAUGAGCAGAAAAAAACUAGAGAAUUGACUGCA
This is a messenger RNA of Nelumbo nucifera (sacred lotus), 2072 nucleotides long. RefSeq names its product gibberellin receptor GID1C-like. The record is from RefSeq and is a predicted model, not a curated record. Gene Ontology annotation, molecular function: hydrolase activity; gibberellin binding. NCBI's taxonomy places the organism in Eukaryota, Viridiplantae, Streptophyta, Magnoliopsida, Proteales, Nelumbonaceae. Gene Ontology annotation, biological process: raffinose family oligosaccharide biosynthetic process; floral organ morphogenesis; positive regulation of gibberellic acid mediated signaling pathway. Gene Ontology annotation, cellular component: nucleus; cytoplasm.